UCAGGUGGAAGACUCACCUCCAGUCCUCCUCAAUCCAAUUCUUCCCCCAUCGGCAUCAUGGGGCACUGGGCAGCCCCAGGCUGUUUGUUACCUCUGGGUAGGAAUUUAGGGCACUCUCUCUUCCAAUGUCCUUUCUCUUUGCACCAGGCACACUGGCCUCAGCUUAAUGGGGGUUGGGGCAUCUCACCUCCCUCUCUCCUCAAGGGUCCUCUUCUUGGGCCACCGGGAGAUGGGUCAUUUCCCCACAAGGUGGCAGCCAGGAGUGUGACCUGUCUCUUCUGAUUGGUGAUUUUUCUGUUUUCCUGUUCCCGGUCCAGAUUGGAAUAUGCCUGGUAGGCAAACUCAACAAGCCAUGAGAUCCCCAACUCCACACUUCCCUCAAGUUUUUGGAGUUUUCUCCGUAUAUCCAGGGCACUCUGCCCGAUAAAAAUCAUAUUCACCAUGCAAACGUUUUCAGGACUGUCAGGGUCUGUGUCUUCGAACUGUCUAAAAGCUUCAUAAAUUCUUUCCAGAAACUUAGAGGAAUCUUCCAUUGGUUCUUGUUUGAUUCCAUAGGUUUUGCUAAGGUUUUUUUUGUUUAGGCACCCCUUUCUUCAACUGUUCCAAAAAGCACUCCUUAUGAUAAGCAAGGCGGGUCUGUCCCUCGGCCGUAUUCUGAUCCCAGCCAGGGUCCCCCACGGGGAAAGUCUCUGCUUCUGGCUGAUUUACUGCCUGCACUUUUUGGAGCCUUUUCUAGGACCAUGCACCUUUCUUCUGGGGUCAGGAGCACAUCUAGCAGUGCCUGACAAUCUGCCCAAUUAGAGUUAUGAGUGCAGAAGAUGGAGGCAAAAAGAUCCUUCAUUCUCUUAGGGUCUUCCCGAUACCCAGGGCAAUGGUAUUUCCAGUUAUAAAGAUCACUUGUUGAGAAAGGUUGGUGGACCCAGAUCAUGCCAGUAUCUCCUGCUGGGACUUGUCAGAGGGUAUGCAUGCCCCCCCGGGCUCAGCUGUGCUAUGGCUGUCCCGAGAAUUGGUCGCUGUUGUGCUACUUUCAUUCUCCCUAGUCACUGAAUUGGGGUGCCCAAAUGCUGUUCCACUCUGCGUAUAGGGUGGCGAGCCCAACAAGAAUCGUUGCUGGCACACCUGCUUCUCCCAGAACUGAAGCAUAAGGGGGCGGCAAUACUGGUGCCGAUGCAGAAGGCAAAGGCAACAAUGUUUCUUCCUCAGGGUCAGAGGGGAGGACUGGUAGUUGUGAUCUGCUGGCCCCUUUCUGGACUAGAAUUUUACAUUUCUUCUGCAAUCUCUUGUCUCAAUACAGAGUCAUGAAAGCUUCCACAUAAUACUUCUCAUCCCACUUUCCCUCGCGAGUACAGAAAAGGUCUAAUUGAAGGAUGGUAUAAUUUAAGGACACAUUCUCUAGCCAUUCCUCUCCAUCUGCUAAUUUGUAUUGUGGCCAGGCACAAAAUAUUUCCAAUUCUUAAGGAUACAUCCUAAGGGGCUGCAAUCAGGAAUCUCUUGAACUUUCCCCGUUCUCCUGACACGCAUACAGCUUACACACUCACACAACCUAAUUCAGUGCACCAACCUAAUAACUGAUACCUAGAGCCUUUUAUGCCCUCAAUGGUCAAUUCCUCCCACUUCUUGGGACUCUUCCAAGGCCUUACCUAGGAAUUACCCUGUUAUUUACCAAAUAACCCCAGAUACCCAGAGCCUUAAUGCUCUCAAUGGUUAAUUCCUCCAGCUUCUUGGGACUCUUCUAAGGCCUUACCUAGGAUUACCCUGCUACUUACCAAAUAACUCAGGUGCAUUUCAUGUCCUCCACAGAUUCACUGUUGGAUCCGAGGUGGAUCAGCUUCCAAGGCUGCCCCAAGGUCUCUGGGAGAAAUCUCCUGAUGGCACCAGAUGUCGGGGCCAGUCUGUUGUCUGAUCAGCCUCCAGAACCGAGCAUACGACUCCUGGCUGGCUUGCCAGAAAUGUUGCUGGGUGGAAGCCCCAGGCUCUGCUCAACACAACUCGUCUCAGCCAACAAAUGAGAGACCGAGGUGGGAGAGUAGAAAGUCGCCUUUAUUUCAUUGUACAAGAAAAGGAGCAGUUGGGGCUGCUGCCACCAAGACUGCUCAGCACCCUGAGGAUUCUUACUCCUGUGCAUAAAAAUCACCAACUGUGCACUGAAGAAAUCUUCCAGGGAAUAGACACACUGAGGAAUCGAACUGUACCAGAUGAUGAUGUGGAAAAACUGUUCCAAAACUUGUCUUUACUCAAGGAAUACAUAGACCUCCAAAAAAAAAAGUGUGGAGAAGAAAGACGGAAAAUAAAGCAAUUCCUAGACUACCUGCAAGAGUUUCUUGGUGUAAUAAGCACUGAUUGGACGUAGAAGGUUGAGACUAAACGGGCUUAUUGUCGCCUAAGACCUUGGAGGAGGAAAAGAACAUUUUAUUGUAUGAGAAUGAGGGCCAACCAAGGGCAGGGCCUUAAUUUUCAGUGUAAUUAAACUCCAGAGGCAAAGUAAAUAUUUCAGGCAUACUGUUACUUUACCACAUCACACAGGCAGAAAGCAUAAAAUAUUUUAGAUAUAUUUCAGAUAACAGAAUCAUUAAAGUAUUGUCCUAUUGUUUGCUCCAGGCAAAAGAAAUGUAGAAUUUUAUCUUAAUUUAACAUCUUUUAAAAGGUUUAUUAAUAUUAUUUAUGAAAUGAUUAAGAAUCUGGUAAAUUAAUAUUUAUUUUGUUAUAUGCUAUGUUCUAAUAAACCAAAAACAGACAACU
Molecule: messenger RNA, 2739 nt
Organism: Trichechus manatus latirostris (Florida manatee)
Lineage: Eukaryota; Metazoa; Chordata; Mammalia; Sirenia; Trichechidae
Gene: IL5
Product: interleukin 5
Exons: 4
Coding region: 2006-2350 (114 amino acids)
Biological process (GO): immune response
Cellular component (GO): extracellular region
Molecular function (GO): growth factor activity; interleukin-5 receptor binding
Source: RefSeq, a predicted model, not a curated record